AUAUAAUAUAAAAAACGGGUAAUCGCAGUCGUGCUCCCCAGUUGUUUACCAAGCGUGAACGCAGGCAGAGAUUAGUGGAGAUUAGAGGAAAAACCCGGGAAAUGGCACUCAAGUUUGCAGCGAAUCUGAACUUUUUGUUCACCGAACGAGCGGCGACGAUCGCGGAGCGGAUCAGGCUGGCCCACCAGAGCGGCUUCCGGGCGGUGGAGAUUCCCUAUCCGGAGGGCGAGACGGCGGCAGUGGUGGCCGCCGUCAAGGAGACGGGCGUGGUGGUCAGCCUGGUGAAUCUGGCCUUCGACAAAACGGAUGACCAGCUGCGCUUUGGAUCCACCAGCGUUCCAGGAUCGGAGAAGCUCUUCCGCAGCCAACUGGACGCCACCAUUGAGUUUGCCCGCCAGGUGCAGUGCGGCAAGAUCCAUCUCACCGCCGGCCUCUUCAAGGGAUCUCCUGCCCAGGAGGCGGACUACACGAAGACCUACACUUCCAACCUGAAGAUCGCCGCCGAAAGCCUGAAAGCGAACCAGCUAAUCGGCGUGAUUGAGCCAAUUAACAAGUACGCCGUGCCCGGCUACUUCAUGAACUCGUACGCCAAGGCCGCCGGAGUGCUGGCCGCCGUGGGUGCGGACAACAUCCGGCUGCUGGCCGAUCUCUACCACCUGCAGCACCUGCACGGCAACGUUUCGAAGACGCUCGAGGAGUACAAGUCGCUGAUUGGGCACUUCCAGAUCGCCCAGGUGCCGCAUCGCCACGAGCCUGAUGUUCCCGGGGAGCUGGACUACGGCUACGUCUUCAAGGCGCUCCAGGAGUUCGGCUACGAGGACUGGGUGGGCUGCGAGUACAGGCCCAAGACGACGACGGUGGAGGGCUUGGGAUGGGUCACCAAGCUGGGCUACACACUGUGAUCGCGAUCACUAAGGAUCCUUGAGAUGACGUUGCAUUUAUACACAUGUAUUUACACUCUUAACAAAACAUAUAUAAAGCUGGUUGAACCAA
This is a messenger RNA of Drosophila takahashii, 993 nucleotides long. RefSeq names its product hydroxypyruvate isomerase-like protein Gip (gene Gip). The record is from RefSeq and is a predicted model, not a curated record. NCBI's taxonomy places the organism in Eukaryota, Metazoa, Arthropoda, Insecta, Diptera, Drosophilidae.